Messenger RNA from Ziziphus jujuba (common jujube), 1932 nucleotides. Its product is annotated as sterol 3-beta-glucosyltransferase UGT80B1. The record is from RefSeq and is a predicted model, not a curated record. Gene Ontology annotation, molecular function: UDP-glycosyltransferase activity. The transcript is spliced from 15 exons. Bases 120 to 1667 code for a protein of 515 amino acids. NCBI's taxonomy places the organism in Eukaryota, Viridiplantae, Streptophyta, Magnoliopsida, Rosales, Rhamnaceae.
CGUUAAUAAAGAGAAAAAAAAAAUGUAAAAUCAGUUAAUAAAACCAAACCAAAAAAAAAGGUAUAUUUCUUGUUAAGUUCCCAUUUCACCGAGAGAGGGAGAGUGGGAGCAAAGCGGUUAUGGAGUUAGAGAUGGAAAGGGAGAGGACGAAACCAGUUGCAGUGUUUAUGGCUUUCGGUACCAAAGGCGAUGUUUAUCCUAUAGCUGCCAUUGCGGCAGGUUUCGCUUCUGACCAGAAGCAAUACAAUGUGAUUAUUAUUUCUCAUUCAGCACAUGAGAAUUUAAGUUCUCAUUUGGCUGAAAAACAUGUUGCUUAUUUUCCAAUUUCAUCACCGCCAGUUCUUUCUACAGACCAGAUUCAGGAGGCUGCAGGUUCUAUGCAUAUGUCAUUUUCACUGCAGAAAAGAAUGCUUACUAGAGAUCGUAGACAAGAGUGCUACUCUGUAGUUGAAAAGAUUUUUGGAUAUGGUCCAAGCAUGGAGGGUGACUUUAUUGCAAUAAACUUUUUUGCAUUGGAAGGCUGGAGUCUUGCAGAACUCUUUCGAGUCUGUUGCAUCGUUGCUGCACCUUAUCUCGUUCCAUACAGUGCACCUUCAUCAUUUGAGCAUCAGUUUAAAAAGGAACUUCCACUUUUGUAUAAAUAUCUACAAGAAUCUCCCACGAAGAAGGUUUGUUGGAAAGAUGUGAUUCACUGGAUGUGGCCACUUUUCACCGAGUAUUGGGAAUCUUGGAGAAGUGAUGAUUUGAAACUGAGUCCUUGCCCUUUUACAGACCCGGUAACUGGUCUUCCUUUGUGGCAUGAUAUUCCUUCAUCUCCCCUACUAUUGUACGGGUUUAGCAAGGAAGUUGUUGAAUGCCCUGAUUAUUGGCCGUCCAGCACUCGGGUUUGUGGUUUUUGGUUUCUCCCUAUUGAAUGGCAGUAUUCAUGUACAAAGUGCAGAGAAAUUUCAACCUCUGUUUCAUUAGGGCAUUUAAACAAGAAAAAUGAAUUAUGUUCAGUUCACAUCCAAUUACAGUAUUUCUUGGAGACUCAUAUGUCAAUCCCGCCUAUUUUCAUUGGGCUCAGUUCUGUUGGUAGCCUCGGAUUUUUUAAAGACCCUCUAGCAUUUCUUCACGUUCUUCGAACUGUUCUAGAGGUCACAAGUCACAGGUUUAUCCUUUUUACCGCCGGCUAUGAACCUUUAGAUGUGGCAAUAAAAAAUAUUUCUGCUGAAGCAUCACCACAGGUGACUCUGAGACAUCUAAGUGAAGAUUGCCACUCUCUCUUCAAUGACAGACUCUUCUGCUUUUCUGGCACCAUAUCAUAUAAUUGGCUGUUUACUCGGUGUGCUGCUGCAGUUCAUCAUGGGGGCAGUGGGACUACGGCUGCAGCACUGCACGCUGGAAUCCCACAGAUAGUAUGUCCGUUUAUGCUUGAUCAAUUUUACUGGGCCGAAAGGAUGUUUUGGCUUGGAGUGGCACCAGAGCCAUUGAAAAGAAACCACUUGUUUCCUGAAAGUAAUGUUGAGAGAAGUGUCCAAGAAGCUGCUAAUGUACUUUCGAGGGCCAUACAUGAUGCAUUAUCUCCCUAUGUCAAAGAACGCGCAAGAGAAAUCUCUCAAAGACUUUCUCUAGAGGAUGGAGUCUCGGAAGCUAUCAAGUGCAUAAAGGAAGAGCUGAAUUGUUAAGUGUAAAACUGGAGUAUUCUACAAAUGCCUUUUUAACAGAAUUCUUACUAGAAUCUCGUUAAUCUACGACAUAUACAAUGAUUCUACUUGUAAUCCAAUUACUAGCCCUUCCACGAAGUUGGAUCUAUCCCCGGUGUAUAGCUUAUGGAUGGGUAAUUAAUAGCACCUUCUAAAGCUUGGAAUUUUGAACUUUAUUGCACAUUUCAUUUAUGUAUCUCGCACUACCAACUGAUAAAGACUUAAUUUACCGUAUGUAAUUGUGUUA